CGACGAAGUCCAUCUUUUCAACAAAAACAAGAAAAAAAUUUAGUGUUUGGAAGGUUGUUCGUGGGUAAUAACCUUUUCUUCAGCUUCUAGAAUGUCAUCUAAUCUCCGCCAAAUCAAAGCAAAGGCUUUAGCAGAGAAGAGACGAAAUGCAGCCAACAAGAAUGAAAAUGUAGAUUCCAUCUUCUUCCAGCAACUUAAGGAAGCUUCACUACAUCCCAGAAUAAUCAAACAGGCUAGACAAAGUGGCACUUUAAAUCUUUCUAAUCGUGGUAUUUCUGAAAUGCCUGACGUUGUUUGGAAUUUAAACAAGCUAUCUGCUGAAGAAACAAAAGCCUUAUCGUUAUCUUUGGAAUCAUCUGAAGAUGACCGCUGGUGGGAUCAUGUUGAUCUCACAAAGUUGAUUUUUGCGUCAAACUCGUUGAAGUCCAUAUCUCCAGAAAUUUCCAACUAUCCUGCUCUGAAUACUCUGGAUUUACAUGAUAACUGCUUGUCAAGCUUACCUGAUACGGUAGCUGAGCUACGCCACAUUACAAAACUCAAUUUAAGCCGGAACCAGUUUGAAUUGGUACCAGAAUGCGUCUUUCAAUUGAAAGCUUUGAAAGUCUUUCAGAUUCAACAUAACAAGCUGAAAUCACUCAAUGAUGACAUUGGGAAUCUUUCGUUUCUGGAAGAACUGGAUCUUUCAAAUAAUGUAUUGAAAAAAGUUCCUCACUGCAUAGGAUUUUUAUCUAGGCUUGUUAACUUAAAUCUUUCAAACAAUGAACUGUUAUCUCUUCCAGUUGAGCUUGGAGAUAUGGCAGCUUUAAAACACCUGGAUGUUUCUAAAAACAAACUCAAAAUGUUACCAGAAUCAGUUGAAAUGCUUCGCCACCUGGAGCAGCUUUACCUUCAGCACAAUAAUAUUUCUACCUUACCUGCUUUACAGUGCUGUACAUCUUUAAAGGAAUUGCAUGCUGGAUUCAAUUGCAUCAGUGAGCUAUCUUCAGAGUUUAUUGAAAGCAUUGCUGGCAUAAAAAUUCUGGACUUCCGGAACAAUAAGAUUGAACAGGUUCCUGAUAAUAUCUGCACAUUGCAAGCCCUGGAAAGACUAGAUGUUUCCAAUAAUGCUUUGUCAAAUUUGCCUUACACUCUGGGGACAUUACCUCACUUGAAGUUUUUAGCCAUUGAGGGAAAUCCAAUGAGAAGCAUCAGAAGAGAUAUCAUUCAAAGAGGAACAGUUCAACUCUUGAGAUGGCUACGCAGUCGCAUCGAAGAUCCGUCUGCCUUGAGAGGCAUGUCUGGCUUGUCGGUGAGUGAGACAGAUGGUUCGAAUAACCCUUCUUCAGAAGUGGACAAAUAUGCCUUGAAGUCAACUAAGUCCUUAUCAUUAUGCAAUAAAAGUAUGAAUACAAUCCAAAGGCAAGUGAUAGAAACAGCCUCUGAAGCUGGUGUAACUUCAGUAGAUUUGAGUAAAAAUAACCUAUCUGAAGUUCCAGAUUAUUUUAGUAUGAUCUUGCCUAAAAUUACUGAGCUCAACUUGGGGCACAACAGAUUGUCAUCUGUUCCAAGCUUCAUUGGAUCUGCAGCAAAUUUGCAGUUUUUAGAUUUAAGAAACAACCAACUUCAAAGCUUACCAAGUGAGAUCUCAAGCUUAGUCAACCUCAGAGAAAUCAAUAUAUGCUUCAAUAAGUUUCGUGUACUUCCUCCAUCCUUAUAUGCAUUGAAACGACUAGAAAUUAUUCUUGCAUCCGAUAACCAAAUAGAAGAUAUUGAUGUUUCGGGGCUAUCUCAGCUACCCAUGCUAGCAUCAUUAGAUUUGCACAAUAACAGCAUAAAAAAUGUGCCACCGGAGCUUGGUAAUAUGAUCCAAUUAAGGUCUUUGCUACUUGAUGGGAACUUGUUUAGGAAUCCUCGACCAGCUAUUUUGUUGAAAGGAACAAUUGCACUGCUGGAAUUUCUGAGAAGUCGUAUACCACAAAGCUAA
Messenger RNA from Uloborus diversus, 1963 nucleotides. RefSeq names its product leucine-rich repeat-containing protein 40-like. The record is from RefSeq and is a predicted model, not a curated record. Gene Ontology annotation, molecular function: protein binding. NCBI's taxonomy places the organism in Eukaryota, Metazoa, Arthropoda, Arachnida, Araneae, Uloboridae.